ACGUGGCUCUUCGACUCUCGAAAGCUGAUUCAAACGAUUUCAUUGUUGUAACUCCGAAAACGUGAAACUGUGGAAAAAUCGCAGUAAUCAAUCGUCAGAAACUGAUUCGAGGUUUUGCAGAAACAGAAUCAACUGAGACUUAUUGAUUUCCGAGGGAAAGUAUCGUCACACUGGUUUUAGUAUUUGGUGCCACCUGAAGAGCCAUAGGUUAUGUUGGAUUAUGUAAAGAAUUCAUGCGAACCCGGUGUUGCUCCAAAACAAUACCAGUGCAGUGAAUAAAAUAAACAAUUGUCAGUUCACUAAUUGAAGAAAUAUGAGUAUUGAGAGUUCUAACGUGCAGCGAAAAUUCGGGGAGAAAAUCACAAUUAAAGAACAUCAAUUCACUGAUAAACUCAUUGACUGUUCAAAAUCAGCUAUUUGGUCGGGAGUAGGUGGCCUUGUGGGGAGUGCAUUACUCAUCCCUUUCACUCUCAAAAGAUUGAAAUUCCUCCGAACAAACAUUGAAAUCCGAGCAAUAACUGCAUUGGUUGCAGCGAUUCCUUCAUUUUACUACUCAGCUAAAUUCACAAAGGAUAAUUGCGACCGGAAAGUCGCCGUAACGUACCAAUACAACUCACCUCCGUAUUCUGCGAACCGUUGAAAAUGUUUUCAAUCCAAAAACUGAGACAUCUCCCCCAGCUCUUCCCUCCGUACUCUCCGAAAAAAUACUCUCUUAACCCAAACAAAAUUCCUCUCAAAUCCUGGAUAGUCUCCAGAUUCAUCAGCAAAUCCUCCGAGCAAGAGAGACCGCCUCUUGCCGAGAUAAAUCUAGAUGCAGAAUACAAAGAUAUAUCACGCCAGUAUCUCAACCCAAAUAUUGCCGGCCACGGAGCUAUGGUCAUACAGCCUUACGUGAGGUACGGGUCCAAUAAGAAAAAAAAUACUACAGCUAGUAUGCAACUCCAAGAGGCAGUGGCUCUCACAGAAACAUUAAAUAACUGGUCAGUCAUUGAUACAAUGUGCAUUGGACUGCCGUCUCUCCAGAAGAAAAGUUUAUUCGGGAAAGGAAACCUGGAGAUGCUGAGGAAUAAAAUCCGAAAUAAUCCUAAUAUCACCGCAGUCUUCAUCAGUGUUAAUGUAUUGAGACAUGUUCAGGUGACAGAGCUUCAGAAUUUAUUCGGGGUUCCCAUUUAUGACAGAUAUUCCGUCGUCAUCCAGAUAUUUCGGGAGCACGCAAAAACGACUGAGGCAAAGCUUCAGGUGGCUCUCGCUGAGUUGCCCUACAUCUGGAAGAAGAUAUCUUGGACCGUGGAGGACACCGGGGGUAGAAUCAACUUAACAGAGACGAGAAGAAUGGUGCUGCAUGCCAGGGAGGCUAAAUUAAAAAGCUCUUUAAAGAGACUCAAAGAGCACAGGAAAAUGAUCCGGAGCAACAGAACUAUCAGGGAUAUUCCCACUGUAGCUGUUGUAGGGUAUACUAAUGCUGGAAAGACGUGUUUGAUCAAGGCAUUGACUGGAGAUAAAUCCCUUGUGCCUGAGAAUAAAUUGUUCGCCACGUUGGACACCACUGCUCAUGCUGGACUUCUGCCUUGUAGAUUGAAGGUCCUUUACAUGGAUACUAUUGGAUUCAUUCAGGAUAUCCCUGAGGACUUGAUCGAACCUUUCGUCGCCACUUUUGAGGAUGCUAUUUUAGCGGAUGUUAUUGUACAUGUGUUCGAUGCGAGUCAUCCAGACAAACGGGCGCAGAUAGCGCACGUACAUGAUACACUUUCAAGAAUUAUGACGGAUCUGAACACUGAGAGCAAACCGAUAAUCGAAGUUGCGAAUAAAUGUGAUAUGAUACCGAGUGGUACGGUGCCUGAAAAUAUCUUGGGAGUGUCGGCUCUCAACUCUACUGGUAUCGAUUUACUGAAGGGACAGAUUGAGAAGGAAUUAUUAACGGCUACGGAGAGAACGUCGAUGGUGGUUAGAGUUAAAUCUGGAAGUCCUGCAUCAGCCUGGCUGUAUAAAGAGACUACUGUCACUGAUGCUCAAGCUGAUCCCGAAAAUCUAGAGUAUACCUUGUUAAGUGUUGUUGUGACUGAAGUUCAGCUGCAUAGGUUUAGAAAAUUUUUGAAAAAUAAAUGAGCCAUCAUUUAAAGUUA
Messenger RNA from Fopius arisanus, 2123 nucleotides. Its product is annotated as putative GTP-binding protein 6. Gene Ontology annotation, cellular component: cytoplasm. Gene Ontology annotation, molecular function: ribosome binding; GTP binding. The transcript is spliced from 5 exons. NCBI's taxonomy places the organism in Eukaryota, Metazoa, Arthropoda, Insecta, Hymenoptera, Braconidae. Bases 643 to 2106 code for a protein of 487 amino acids. The record is from RefSeq and is a predicted model, not a curated record.